CUGCGGUCUGUGAACUUCUCUGACCGCAAAACAAGCGAGAAACUCCCUCACCGCGCUCGGAUUUUACAAAAGUGGGAGACUGUACAGUCACUUUUGACCUGCGGGUGGGCUUUACUGCAAUUUCAGAACCAGUCGCGCGCCCUUUUCUGUUAUUAAACGCGAGCGUUUGCGGUGGUUUGGAGCGCGUCCUGUUUGCACAGAGAUCAGGCUGCGGGAAAGGCGAGGGGACAGAGAGAUGACCGCCGAGAAAGAGAAGAAGAGGUGCAGCUCAGAGCGGCGUAAGGAGAAAUCUCGAGACGCGGCGCGCUGCAGGCGGGGUAAGGAGACAGAGGUGUUUUAUGAGCUGGCCCGCCAGCUGCCUCUCCCACACAGUGUCAGCUCACAUCUGGAUAAAGCCUCCAUCAUGAGACUGGCCAUCAGCUACCUGCAGACACGCAAACUCCUCACCUCAGCCUGUACCGCUGCCACAGAGACGACAGACGUAGACAGACUGAUGGACAGUUGGUAUCUGAAGUCACUGGGCGGCUUCAUUAGCGUGGUAACAUCAGACGGAGACAUGAUCUUCUUGUCAGAGAACAUCAACAAAUUCAUGGGUAUCACACAGGUGGAGCUCACAGGGCACAGCAUCUUUGAUUUCACUCACCCCUGUGACCACGACGAGAUCCGCGAGAACCUCAGCCUCAAAGCCAGCACUGGAAAGAAAGGCAAGGAGCUGAGCACAGAGAGGGAUUUCUUCAUGAGAAUGAAAUGCACAGUCACGAAUCGCGGGCGCACAGUCAACCUCAAGUCAGCCAGCUGGAAGGUGCUGCACUGCACAGGGCAACUGAAGGUGUGUAACGGCUGUCCCACACGAGUGCUGUGUGGAUUUAAAGAGCCACCACUCGCCUGUGUGGUCAUGAUGUGCGAGCCCAUUGCCCAUCCAUCAAACAUUGACACACCACUCGACAGCAAGACCUUCCUGAGUCGCCACAGUAUGGACAUGAAGUUUACUUACUGCGAUGACAGAGUCACUGAGUUGGUGGGUUACAGUCCUGAAGAUCUUCUGGGCCGAUCGGCGUAUGAGUUCUAUCAUGCUCUGGACUCCGAAAGCGUCACCAAAAGCCACCAGAACCUGUGCACUAAAGGCCAGGCGGUGAGCGCUCAGUACAGGAUGUUGGCUAAGACCGGGGGCUAUGUGUGGGUGGAGACCCAGGGUACCGUCAUCUACAACAGUCGCAACUCCCAGCCCCAGUGCAUUGUGUGCGUGAACUACGUGCUGAGUGACGUCGAGGAGAAGUCCAUGAUCUUCUCUACGGACCAGACUGAGUCUCUGUUCAAGCCUCAGCACUUGAACCGUUUCUUCAGUCCAUGCAAAGGUGGCUUGGACAGCGAGCCAGGAGAAAUGCUCUUCACCAAACUCAAAGAGGAGCCUGAAGAUCUCACCCAGCUGGCACCUACACCUGGUGACACCAUCAUCUCUCUUGACUUUGGUAACUCCCAGUAUGAGAAGCACCCGAUGUACAGUAAAGUGUCUGCUGUCUCUCACUCUGUUCAUGAUUGCCACAAGACGAGUUAUGCUGGAGACAUUGCCAAGAUGGCCGCCACUUUCUCUGUGCCUCAGGCUUCGCCUCCCAGCAGCUCAACUCCCAGCCUCAGCAGCUGCUCUACGCCCAGCAGCCCUGAUGAUUACUACACCUCAGUGGACAAUGACCUGAAGGUGGAGCUGACUGAGAAACUAUUUUCCUUGGACACACAAGAGACAAAGACUUCCUGCAACCAAGAGACUGACUUGAGUGAUCUGGACUUGGAGACUCUGGCUCCCUACAUCCCCAUGGAUGGUGAGGACUUCCAGCUCAAUCCCAUCUGCCCGGAGGAGCCGUCAUCUGAGAUCGGGGCCCUGGGAACCAACCAGCAGAGCUUCAGCAACAUCACAAGCCUCUUCCAGCCCUUGAGUUCCCCUUCAGCAGCCCACUUCCAGCCCAACAUGAGUUCAGGAGGGGACAAGCAGAGCGUCAGUGGAGGCUCUGUGGAGUCCUGGCCAUCUGUACCCUACAGCAGGGGCCCCAUACAGAUGCCUCCCUACCAUGAUCCCGCCAGCACCCCGCUGUCCUCUAUGGGAGGCCGUCAGAAACUACAGUGGCCGCCUGAUCCUCCGUUACACAGCAAGGCUGGGAUGAUGGAUCCUUUAGCUGCAAAACGCUCUUGCCAAACUGUGCCAGCAAAUCGAAUGGCAUCUUAUUUGCAAAGGCCCAUGGAGAACUUUGUGCUGAACUACAGAGAUAUAAGUCCAGCUCGACUUGCUCUCGCUAACAAUUUCAAGCGUUCGUUCACACAGAUGACAAUGAGUGAGACGUCCUCCACAAAAUCACAACACCCAAUGUGGAAGAGACUUCGAAAUGAGAGCUGUGCCGUCAUGGACAGGAAAUCACUCAGCACUAGCGCUUUGUCAGACAAAGACAUGGCCCACGAUGGAGGCAUGGACCACCAGCACAGGAAGACCCAGUAUUCGGGGAAUCAGUGCUGUAACUUCAGACAGUUCAACAUGCAGCCUUCCUCUAAAAUGAAUGGAAUCGCGAGUCGUCUCAUAGGGCCCUCCUUCGAGACCUACUCUCUGCCUGAACUGACGCGUUACGACUGCGAGGUCAACGUCCCGUUGCAAGGCAGUCUUCAUUUGCUGCAGGGCAGUGACCUCCUAAGAGCAUUAGACCAGGCCACUUAGACCGGUUUCACCACAGAAAUGCAGUCCCACUUCCCCCUGACCCUAACGCUCAUCUCAUAGCCACCAUCCUGACAAUAAGCAUCCCAGCUUCGGCACAUCCCACAAACCCCCUCUCAUAGUCAUAUCUACCUGAGAGCAUACAUGACAAAUGUAGCUUUGAUUCUAUUUUUAUUGUCUACAUCUUCAUAAAUUAUAUACAUGUACUAUUUUUUUAGUUAAAAGAACGUUUCUGCAUGAAUUUAAGUGUUUUGGAGGAGUUUAAAUGUUGCGUUGUGUUUCUCUGCUUGUCAGAUCGUUUCAGCAAAGCUGUUUUCUGCAUAUUCUCCUAUUUUUCUCUAUCAAUGUCAAACGAGAAAAAAAGGAAGAAGAAAAAAAACUACUGUAAGCUACUUGUUUUGAAAUGUUCUAAUUUCUUUCAUUUGAUCUAACUUUCCUACCUCUGACACAUCACUAAAGACCCCAUGAAAUCAAAAGGGCCAGUUUUGAGCUCAUCUGUAUGCUGAUGCAGCGGUUCCCAAGCUGUGUGUAGUUCAGUUGUGUGCUUUAUUAACAAUAUUAACAAGAGCCCAUCUUCAUACACAUGCUGCUGUCUCUCCACUCGCACAAACACAUUCGCUCUGAGUCCAGAGUUGCCAGAUUUCACAAAAAUCUACCUGGUAUAAUAUAAAACUAGCUAAAGUCUGCAGGACACCGGCCCUGCAGAACCAAGUUUGGAGACUCCUGAUACAGUGACCCUAGUUACUGUGCUUUAGGGAUAUAGUGUUCUAUGAUAUAUAAGAAUUAAAUACAAUUCAAUUCUACUAAAUUCAGUAAUGUAUAAGGUAAGAUAUUCAGUUUAUAAUGAAUAGAAUAGUCUAUAUAAAAUACAAUAAAAUUACAUUGCACACAAAUUAGUUUUCGUGAUUUUUUAAAAUGUAAUUAUGCAUUGUUUAAUUACACGUAUGCUGGCAACCACUGUGCUAGUGUACUCCUCAAAGUUAACCAAAUUUGUCCCACACUUUAAAAUGUUAUCAUUUUAAAAUAUUUCAUGUUUUAAUAUUUGUUAAAUCAAUUUCUGGGAUGAAAAUGUCCUCCUCUCUGCAGUCAUUAUAGUCAUCCUUUAAUAUUUUCACCAGGAAAUAGGAAAAUAAAGGACAGAAAACUGCUGGCGAGCCGUUUCAUGGGGUCUUUAUGCCUUAUCCUCACUGACCACUUUCAGUGUUCGUUUUUUUGUGUGCCUUUCUUUGUUCGAUUAGUGGAAAUACUAUAUUUCUCUGAUCUAUGUUUAUUGCCUUAUUGUGGAGACCACUUUAAAAACCUAUAUUUUUGUCUAUUUAGCUGUAAACAUACAUAUUUAAAGGAAGAUGCUCUAAGAUUUCUACAAUAGAUUUCUACUUUGAUGAUAAAGUUAAGCAUUUAUUUGUCCUGGUACUUUGUCUUGUCUACUCAGUAGAUGUGAAUCAGAGUCCUUAUCAAGGCUGCAGUGCUGGUGUCCUGUGCUCUUUCUUGGUGACUUUUUUGUUUUCUGCAUUUUUUUCUAUGCAUUCAAAAAUGCAUAUUACGAUUAUUGGCAGGCCAGUACAGUUGGUUCAAUUUUUUAUUUUUAUUUUUAUUUUUUUUUUAAUAAAACAAAUGAGUUUUAGACAUGUUAUGUAGCAUAUUGGAUCCUUAAAAUGAGUUUAAUUUUAGUGAUUUCUUGCAUUGUUUAAAGAUGGUGCUUCAUGCCGCCUGACCAUAUGAAUACCCAUAUGAAUAUAAUAACAUUAGCUCUUUUUAUUUUAAGUUCCCUGACUGAGGUUGUCUUUAAAGUUGAAUCAUAAAGCAUCUAAAUUAUUUCUUAAGGCUAUUAGUUAUGACUGUGGCAAUAUGUAGUAAUGGAGCGAGAACUGUGCAUGAUGAUGAUGACUCUUCUGCUUCAAAACAUAUUCGCUCUUUAGAUCUUCUGUUAAAUUUGAAUGUAAAUCUAAACCCCUAGUGAUAAAAAUAAACAGAA
This is a messenger RNA of Carassius carassius (crucian carp), 4670 nucleotides long. Its product is annotated as endothelial PAS domain-containing protein 1-like. The transcript has 16 exons. Gene Ontology annotation, cellular component: nucleus; transcription regulator complex; cytoplasm. Gene Ontology annotation, molecular function: RNA polymerase II transcription regulatory region sequence-specific DNA binding; protein dimerization activity; DNA-binding transcription factor activity, RNA polymerase II-specific. The record is from RefSeq and is a predicted model, not a curated record. Gene Ontology annotation, biological process: cellular response to hypoxia; regulation of transcription by RNA polymerase II. Lineage: Eukaryota; Metazoa; Chordata; Actinopteri; Cypriniformes; Cyprinidae. Bases 236 to 2698 code for a protein of 820 amino acids.